Messenger RNA from Acaulospora colombiana, 699 nucleotides. Lineage: Eukaryota; Fungi; Glomeromycota; Glomeromycetes; Diversisporales; Acaulosporaceae. The record is from the annotation of a GenBank genome assembly.
AUGGAACAGUUAGAACCAUAUAAAAAGAUUCUAGAAGAACAACUUUGGACUGAUAUAAUGAAGAAUUUUAUUACACCAAAUAAGCCAUUAAAGUCAAUUGUUCUACCUGCAAGAUCUGUAAUUAUUUCAGAAUUGCCUAAGAGAAUGGAAGAAUCUUUUUCAACUAUUAUUAAUGAUGAACAUGUGGCAAAAAUUUCAUCAUGGAUUGAUCGCAAGUCAGCAGUGUAUCCCCUAUCUAGUGUCCCGUAUGAAUUUAGAUUGGUAUUAAAAGGAACCCGCGAUGGAUUUGACCACCAAACUUUUUGGGAUAUAAGUCAUGGUCAUACGAAUACAGUAAUUGUUGCAAGGAUUAAAGGAACUGAUGAAAUUAUUGGAGGAUAUAAUCCUUUGACAUGGGAUAAAACUAUCAAUGACAUUUAUUUAGAGACCAAAAAUAGUUUUGUUUUUUCAUUGAAAAAUGGAAAUAUACAAAGUUCUAUCCUUAGUCGAGUAAAAAAUACAACUCAUGCGUUUUAUAUUGACCCUAGAUAUUUUGGUCCGGUUUUUGGAAGUGGCAUAAGCUUCUUAUACAAUGGUUAUAUUUACAUUACUACUUACAAUUAUUAUGAAAAGCCUAUCAAAGAACCUGGAUCAUAUAAUAUGACGGAUUAUGAAGUGUUUGAUGUCAUGGAAAAAUAUGUCAUUGAAGAAACAACAUAA